AUGGCUAUUGAUAUACGUAAAAUAAGUAAUGGAGCUCGUCCAGUACGAUCUGUUUAUCAACAUGGACAUUAUUGUGUUCGUGCAUUUCGUUCUUUUAUGAUAUAUCCAAUUUAUUCAUACUUUUUAAUUUUUAUUAUCUACUUACAAAUAAUGGAUUUAAUACUUUAUUUUAAAAUACGUUCAAGAGGACCAUUCUAUCUAAGCAUUACAACAAUAAAUCAUACAAAUUUGGAUGAAUUUCAUCAAAAAAUGACUGAAACAUCAUACAAUAAUCAUAUAUUUGAUUCAUUAUCAAUCAAAAAAAUUAUGGUUGGACCAAUUGAUUAUGUUCAAAACAAAAAUCAAGUGAUAUUUGAUAGGCAUUUAUUAUCUAACAAAUUAGUAAGAUAUUCUUUAUCGAUAAUUAUGGUGAGACGUAUUGAAGGUACGAUUGACUAUGAUAAACGUAAUGAAGUUCUCAAUGACAAUCAUAAAAUUCUUAUUUAUCUCGAUGAUAUGACAUUGACUGACAUUGCUUCACAAGAUGGUUCCUAUGUACGAAAAUUUCAUACAAUUUCAAAAUUAAUUUUAGAAAAUCAAGUCCGAACAUUUCCAAUUACGUUUUCAAUGGAAUAUGAUGAAAAAGAUGUAGAAAAAACAUCAAACUAUUCAUUACGUGUACGUAUUGUAGCUGAUGGUAAAACACGAUUUAUAACGAGCUCUAGUGUUCCUGUGCUUACAAAAGGUUAUGGUGAUAUGGUUGAAGUAAUGGUGGAAAAAAUUGAUUUAAUGUAG
This is a messenger RNA of Rotaria sp. Silwood2, 774 nucleotides long. The record is from the annotation of a GenBank genome assembly. Lineage: Eukaryota; Metazoa; Rotifera; Eurotatoria; Philodinida; Philodinidae.